AUGGCCUCUCCUUUAAUCAUGAAGUCGGCCGCUCCCACAGCAAAUCUAUCACCUGAGAUCGCCAGAGAACCAGCAAAAAAGAAACAAAAAGUGGUUCCAGGGCUGGAACCCGGGUACUUUGCCUCACAGAAGUCGUUCACAUCCGAGUAUUUCCCCUUGGAGAGCCCUAUAGGGUAUGGGGGGAAAAUUCCUACCACUAUUCCCCUAGCAGCAGUGAUCUGGAGAGACUACUGCAAUGGCACAAAGGAAACCUUGGACCCCAUCAAAAUCGACAUGUACAGCGGUGAGCCUGGCAUCCAAUUCGAUUAUAAACGCCUUAACGAGAUGAUUUUCAACUUCCCCAAGGAUUUGCCUGAAAAGUUCACCGAUGCUUUUGGGGAAUUGGCAGCCGCUCGUGUCCGCUACUUUGCAACACAUGAGGUUUACAGGAAAGAAACGACGGCUCUGACAGAGUCAAUUGCUAUUUUCGAGCAACUCAACACGAAACGACGGGAUAUCCACUCCAAUCCGGGUCAUUAUGAGCCGCAUGCCGCAGAGAACACCAUUCUUGCACUGAAACGGUGUAUUGCAGAACGCAACCAUCAAGAAGAGCAGUGUCAAAAAAGAGGAGGUUCCCUCCAAUUUUUUGCCGAGAAAUUCGUCGAAGCAAAGGAAAAGGCAGCACCCUUCAGGGAUCAACUCCAGAAAUUUUAUGACGAUAUCGAAGAAGCCCACAGUAAGGCGAAGGAAGCCGAAGCCAAGAGACUAGAGCAAGAGAAGGUCGAGAAAGAAAAGAGCCAGAAAGCAAAAGCCGAAAAGGAGAAAUUGGCCAAGCAGAAACGUUCCGGGGAUAAGGUCAAGAAGGAGAGACGUCAAAGGACCGAUGCAGCUACGAAAGCACGUUUGGACCAUGACGCCAGAGCUUGGGCCGAGUAUCUGGCAAGGAGCGAACGCAUGCGGAACGGAGUCAAUGAUGCUGCUAAACAACACGGUGGAAAGCAGCUCCCCCCCAGCACACACAUAAAAAAAAAAAAGAAAGAAAGAAAGAAAGAAAGAAAGAAAAAGAAGGAUUUGACACCGAAGUCACAACACGGAGUCAGGUAUGCAGGUAAAAUUUUUUCAUUUUGUGGGAAACACUGGAUCUCAUUUGGCGUUGGUUUUGCAUUGAUUCAAUUGGGGAUAUGGAAAUGGAGAAAGAUUGACGAAAGGAAAAGAAAAAAGGAGAAAAAAAUAAUAAAAAAAGUAACCGCCGGACAGGGAGAGGGAAAUUGA
Messenger RNA from Trichophyton verrucosum HKI 0517, 1251 nucleotides. RefSeq lists its product as uncharacterized. NCBI's taxonomy places the organism in Eukaryota, Fungi, Ascomycota, Eurotiomycetes, Onygenales, Arthrodermataceae. The transcript is spliced from 2 exons. The record is from RefSeq and is a predicted model, not a curated record. The coding region runs from base 1 to 1251 and encodes 416 amino acids.